Molecule: messenger RNA, 490 nt
Organism: Plasmopara halstedii
Lineage: Eukaryota; Oomycota; Peronosporomycetes; Peronosporales; Peronosporaceae
Exons: 1
Coding region: 23-340 (105 amino acids)
Source: RefSeq, a predicted model, not a curated record
UUAUUAAUGAGAAGUCGAAAGGAUGGGAAGAAUACCGACCAGAAGAAAGAUUUGUAAGCUGUUUUUCAGCUCCUCGUUGCUGGCAGAUUGGUAUGUGCUGCACUCAUCUGUCCUGGUGGAAUUUGUAUUGCAAUUCAUUUCGGUGGAUUUUAGCCAAUACUAUCGGCCAAACCUCACAGAGAGGGGGCGGCAUCAGAUUUUGUGUGCUGACUACCCGUACAUGUACGUAUUUGGAAAAUGCUCUGAGUACAGGAAUGCAAAGAAUUUGAAUACAUGUCAUUUUUUAGAGCUAGUCUGUGUAAAAAUUCUGGCUAGGCAGCAGAUAGUUGUUGCGCGCUAGUAGCAGACUCUUCAUAGCCUCAGCAAUAUGGCUCGCAUGUUGUUUGCAGUUUAAUGGAACUGUUACAAUACUCGUCAAUUGCACCGACCGGAUAAUUUUCAUGAGCAGCUGUCGCUCUGGCUUGAAUUUUGAAGUGCUUCGCUCUGCCGG